This is a messenger RNA of Pteropus alecto (black flying fox), 2026 nucleotides long. It is a transcript of the gene CUNH2orf81, whose product is annotated as chromosome unknown C2orf81 homolog. The coding region runs from base 121 to 1842 and encodes 573 amino acids. NCBI's taxonomy places the organism in Eukaryota, Metazoa, Chordata, Mammalia, Chiroptera, Pteropodidae. The transcript is spliced from 4 exons. The record is from RefSeq and is a predicted model, not a curated record.
GGUGGGGGGCGAGCAGCAGCGGCUCUGCGUAAGGCGUGGUUGCUGGGGCGACCGUUAGGCGGUGGCAGGAGCUGGACCCGGAAGCGCGGAAAUCCAGAGGUUGGAGCAACAGCUGAUGCGAUGGCGCAUGAAAGCUCGAGGCAGGCCCGAGACCGCGGGGUGACCCGAUCCAAAGCAGAAAAGGCACGGCCACCUACGGUGCCUGUGCCGCAGGUGGACAUCGUUCCUGGGCGGCUCACUGAGGCUGAGUGGAUGGCGCUUACGGCUGUGGAGGAGGGCGAGGAUGUGGUGGGGGACAUCUUGGCAGAUCUGCUGUCCCGAGUCAUGGACUCUGCCUUCAAGGUCUACCUAACCCAACAGUGCAUUCCAUUCACCAUCAGCCAGGCUCGGGAGGCCAUGCUGCAGAUCACUGAGUGGCGCUUCCUGGUCCGGGACGAAGGAGAAUCUUCAGUGGCUGAGGACCCCACGUGGGGCGAGGACGAGGAGCCUUCAGCAUGUACAACAGAUGCCUGGGCUCAGGGAUCCGUGCCCGUGCUGCACGCUCCCGCCUCGGCGGGGCUGGAGGAGACCUUCCAAAGCGAAGACCAAGAGAGCGAGGACCAAAUUUCUUUAGGAAGAGCACGGAUGGACAGAGACUUUGAGGAGCAGAUGGAAUCUUGGGAGCAUUCUCCGGAGCUGAGAGACACCCCUGGUUCCCUACCCACCCCUGAGCUGUUUCAGGAGGCAGGGCCCAGAUGUCCUUCAGAUGAACUGGAAGGCCAGGGAGGAGGCCACCUGUCCUCGCCCGAGUCCUUGAAUGUGAGCCUCCAACCGUCAUCGGUGGAGAUGGCUACCACUGGCAGUCCCCACCCUUCUCUGGAGCUGUCCCUGGUAGCCAGCUCCCAGGAAUCUGCUGAGAAGGCACAGGCCCUCAGCUCCCAGUUCUCGAUCAAGGACCUCUACUCUUGCAUGUGGCAACCGCACGUGGCUGGGGACCUGCUGGAGCUCAAGAAAGAGCAUGUGCCCUGCAUGGCCUCGGGCGAAUCGUUGGCCAGCUCCUCUGAGGGAAGCCCCACCAUGCUCAGCCCCUCAGGAUUCUUCCAGCUGCAGCAAACCGAGGGCUCAGACUCGCAUUUGAGCACCCUUUCCUACACCGCGAGUCGCAGGUCGGUUGUGGCGCGUCUGGACCCCACACAACUGCCGCGCCACUGGGUGUGCCCGCUGGCUGAGAUUGUGGAUCCAGACUCCGGGUCGCGCCUCCUGGAAACCUACCGCGGGCGCCCACAGGCUGUGAAGACCGGGGCUCCAGCCAGACGCCCAGCCACUGGCCCCUGUGUCCAGGUCUCCCCAGCACCUUUUGUCUCUCUACCGCCUGGCGUUCCUUUUGGUGCCUUGGGCCCCCGCCUCCAACACCCCACUUUAAGCUUACGCCUACCAUCACCAGGCUUCCGAUCAAAGCUGCCCUUGCCCUGCCCCGAGAUCCGUUUUCUCUACGGGCAACCCAACGUGGCCCGCAACCCCAGACCCCAGAUGUGGCCGAGUGCAAAGUGGCCCAGCGGCUGGGAGGGAGAGGCCGAGUUGCUGGAAGAUCUGUGGGCGGGCCGCAUCCAGGUUCCUCCGCAGGGCCUGGACUCCGGGGACCCCGAGGACCAGAGAGGUGAGGAUCUUCAUAGGAGUCAGAGUCCUGAGUCCCAAAUCCUCGAGGCCACGUCCCAGGUGGUGUGGAAGCCUAUGUUGCUGUCCGAAGCCAUGAAACUUGCUCCUGGUGUGAGCAUGUGGAACUCACCCACGCAGAUGCUGCUCAGCUCUAGCACACCCCAGCAGGAGGACAAUGAAGGUGGUACCUCUCCUCUCAUUGAGUAGUGCCUUAUCUAGACAGGUGCUCAGAAGCCCAGGUGACUGUGACACAGCUAAUGAAGAAUUCAACCCCCAGACUGUGGUCACUCCUCUCCAAGCUCCUGCCCCAUUAUGAGGCUUGAACCUCAGCCAGUGAGAAUCCCACCUACUUUCUGUCUGCUAGAAAUAAACACCUAAGUUGCCUUAAGAA